AUGUUCAUCCUAACAACUAUCUCAGAUCUGAUUCAGAUAUCGCCUGAAGAUUUCUCAAAAUUCAGCGCAGUGGCUAUUGAAGACAAUAUCAAUGCGAAAUAUGCCAACAAAGUUAUUCAAAAAAUCGGCCUGUGCAUUAGCUUCUAUGAUUUGCUAGAGUCUUCUGAUGGUCUAAUUGGCCAUGGAACUGGGCUGGUCAAUGUUAACGUUAAAUUCCGUAUGAUUGUGUUCCGGCCUUUCAAGGGAGAGAUCAUGCUGGGGAAGAUCUCCAGUGGUACAGAGCAUGGAAUCAAAAUUGGCCUGGAAUUUUUCAAUGACAUUUUGAUCCCGCCACAAAUGCUCAUGGAGAAGUCCCGAUUUGACUAUGCCGAGCAGGUAUGGAUCUGGGAAAGUGAAGGCGGAACGGAAUUCUUCUUCGAUGUGGGAGAAGUUGUUCGAUUCCGGGUUGAAUCAGAAGAAUGGCACGAUCAGAUUCCUAAUGCACCAGAGCUUGGUGACGAAACUCCACAGGAACGGCGGCCUCCGUAUUCCAUUCUUGGAUCGAUGCAGAUGGGUGGAACUGGACCUAUCACUUGGUGGUAUUCAGAUGGACAAAUAACAUGGCUGACAGAUGAUCCGGCAAGUGCCGAACACUCCGAGACUCCGACUGAUCGGAGUGUCCGGCCGAUUCUCCGAGCAGAUUUGGCGGCGACCGGUGGAGCUCCGGUGGCAUUUCGUCCAGUCGCAUCAACGCGAUCCAUCGCCAUAUGCCACCCAGAGGUUGGCAGUACCUAA
Messenger RNA from Penicillium paradoxum, 774 nucleotides. RefSeq names its product DNA-directed RNA polymerase III subunit RPC25. The record is from RefSeq and is a predicted model, not a curated record. The coding region runs from base 1 to 774 and encodes 257 amino acids. Gene Ontology annotation, cellular component: RNA polymerase III complex. Gene Ontology annotation, biological process: transcription initiation at RNA polymerase III promoter; DNA-templated transcription. The transcript is spliced from 8 exons. Lineage: Eukaryota; Fungi; Ascomycota; Eurotiomycetes; Eurotiales; Aspergillaceae.